AUGUCCAUGUCUUCUUCAGCAACGGCGUCAGCUGGGUAUAAUACGCCAAAAGCCGUGGCUUUGUUUCUUGUCAAGUUCGAUAGAAGACAAGGUUACGAAUUGGCCUGGUCCAAAUCUACCAAUGACAUUUCCUUUGAAGGUUUGGAGUAUAAGGCGUUUCCAUCAGGUAUUCAUCUGUAUGAAGAGAACACGAUCUAUAUUAGCCAGCAACAUGAAUCCACUACUUAUUAUGGACUUUCUCGCUUCAAGCAGCUAAAUCUCAAUCAUGGCUCGGAUAACGACAGAAGCAAAUUGAAGAUGUACUCGUUAGGUGUCCUAAUGGAACCAUUGAAGAACCAGUGGCAGCCUAAUAAUGCUGGCAACAUUGGCUGGGAGCAUCUUGAUGCUAUUGAUGACACAUUGGUGGCAUUUUUGAAGGAUGAAAAGAUUGACUUGUUGGAGGAAUUGUUCAGUAAACUCACUGGUAGCGGUCACUUGGAUGUCAGAAAGACGCCUGCAAACCCAAUUGCACAUCAUCCCUUGUUUAAGCUACCUACCAUUCUUUCUGCUGUUGGUCCACUUAUCUUUCCUAUCUUUAAGGCUGCUCUAUUGCGCAAACGUAUACUCGUUAUCAAUCACUCUUCGCAGAGCGGAGACUUGUUGCAUGAGGGUAAUAACAGAGACUAUGGAACUGUUGGUGCUUUAGUCUAUUUGAUCACAGUCAUUUCUGCCGUUCCACAAGAUGUGGUUGGUAAUUUUGUCGACAAACUGUUCUCCAAGCCCCUCUACACAUUGGGUCUUCAUGACACUGACUCGCCAGCUCUCAAGGAGCCAGGUUACAUUGGUUCCACAAGUGACGAGAUCUUAAAACUACAGAAAAAUCUCUACGAUAUUGCCAUCUUAAUGCCCACGUCGGAUUUCGAUUUAUGUGAAUUGGCUUCAGGAGAAGAUGCUGGAAAAGCGGAGAAAGCCACGUUCAACGAUUACACCAAGUUCCUCAAACUCUACAAGAAGCUCCCGCUGGUUAACGGAGGCUCUAAUAACGACGACCUGUCGUCUAUUCGAACUUCAACAUCUUUCCUCUCUGCAUUACGAUUUGGUGCCUCAGAAGAUACUUUGGCGCCUUUUGAGCCUCAAUGGUGGAGGCGUAGCGCCACCACACCAAUGUCGUGGAGAGAAUAUCUCUGGCUGGCUUUUGCCUGGUUUGCUAGUGCUGGUACGACAAACCGCAGUGCCACAGAGCAAUAUCUAGAGACAUUGGAGGAAGACCAACAAGCAAAGAGCAUCAAGCAACAGUUUACCGACUUGACACAAAUUGUCAGUCAGUUCCACAGCCUCGCAAAGAAAUGGUUCGUUCUUAUCGACGAAAUCGUCACGGAAACUUUGGAAGACAAUGGGUACAAUGAGCGUCGGAGCAGCCUCCUUAUGGAAGCGCCUCUACAAAGGAAAAUAACCUUAGAGCUCGCGAUACAAGACAUUGUUGAUAUGGAGCUUGACCCAUAUUCGGAACAAGAUAUCGAGUUCGUAAAGGACUUUGUGCUUUUCUACUGGGCCAACGUCAUUGACGAUGUUGAGAUUGGUAUUGGUCUUCAUGGAUUCUGCUGCUAA
Molecule: messenger RNA, 1587 nt
Organism: Candidozyma haemuli
Lineage: Eukaryota; Fungi; Ascomycota; Pichiomycetes; Serinales; Metschnikowiaceae
Exons: 1
Coding region: 1-1587 (528 amino acids)
Cellular component (GO): lipid droplet
Source: RefSeq, a predicted model, not a curated record